Messenger RNA from Pisolithus orientalis, 2106 nucleotides. RefSeq lists its product as uncharacterized. Bases 110 to 2032 code for a protein of 640 amino acids. Gene Ontology annotation, molecular function: GTP binding. NCBI's taxonomy places the organism in Eukaryota, Fungi, Basidiomycota, Agaricomycetes, Boletales, Pisolithaceae. The record is from RefSeq and is a predicted model, not a curated record. The transcript is spliced from 17 exons.
CGGGCCACCUGCAUCGUGGCGGCCAACAACCUGCCAACAGUACUUCUUGGGCGCCUGACGACAGCAUGUAAACGCACAGCAGCUUCCUAGUCGCUCACCAUCUCGAGCCAUGUCUUUGCCUUUACAGUUAUCCUAUAUCGCGUUGGAAGGCGCAAAAGAUGUGAAAUCCGUAGAGCUCAACAUCGAUGGCACAGCAUACACUAUACCUCGAAGCCAACAGCGGAGUGACGCUUUUCGCAAAGACCUCGAUGAACCUUUAACGUUCGUUGCGGGGCAGCUCUCCAUUUCCGUACGCCGAAAGAAGUCGCGUCUCCGUUUCUGGCACCAGCCGCCUUUUGAAACCUUCACGAUUGGUUCGGGCGAUGUUCACUCCAGAUUGGAAGGAAAUGUGUUUCAGCAGAAACGGGGCGAGUUACUCAUCACCCUCGGAUUCGCAUCCCAAACCCAAAUAGCCAGUAGAGUUCCGAACCUAAACCCAAUUUCCCCCGCAGAUACCGAUACCGAGAGUCUACAACCAAAUACCGAGCAGUCGGUAGUAGUGCGAAGCGUACCAAUCGAUAUUGCAGUCAGCAGUACAGGCACAUUUCAGACGUCAAACUCCGAAGGUUUACAGCCAACCACUCAGGAACUGAUUGACACUUGUCCUCGCUUUCGAGUCUUGGUAGUUGGAAAGUCGGGUGUAGGGAAGUCGACUCUGAUCAAUCGAAUCUUCGGUCUGGAAGUUGCGCAUGUCGCAAAAGAUCGACCAGGGCAAGCAGCUAUCGAGAAAGAACUCAUUUCACAGGAGAACAACAGAUUCAUCUUGCACGACAGCCGAGGUUUCGAACCAGCCGAAGGCAGCAACUAUGACGUCGUGAAGUCAUUCAUAGAAGAGAGGAAGAGAAUGCCAGAUGUCAAAGAUCAGCUUCAUGCGGUCUGGUUAUGUUUCCAGGUACCAAUUCUAAAAUACGGCGAACGGCUGCUGGAGGACGGUGUGGAAGCAUUCCUGAGAGAAGCGAAGGAAGCCUUAGGGAGCAUCCCGACUAUAGUGGUAUUUACCAAGUACGACAGACUUGUAAGUUUCGUGAGAAAGAAGAAAUCAGCAGACCCUGAGGCGGAGGCAAAACGAUAUUUGCAAACGUAUUGCAUCGAGCCAAUUCAAGACUUCACGGGAGGCACGAACAUCUCGCAUGUUGCGGCUAGCUCGAAACACAAGUGCGAGCGAGGGCUCGAGGAGCUGAUAAACCUCACUCAGGAAAAGGUAUCUAAGAAUUUCGCCUCCCCGGGGAAUGCAGUAUCGCCAGUGCAUUUGGCGGCUGUAGGGGCACAACGAAUGUUACCGACAUUGAAGGUUGAGUUGUCCAUCGAAGUAGGAAAGCAGAGAUACUGGAGGGCAUUGGCUUCCAGCGCAAAUUUCCAGGGUUAUACCAUGCUGAACUGUCUUCGUGUCAUACACACCGACAUCGUGCUAGUAUGGAACUUUUAUGAUCUUGACGAUUAUCUGAAUAGCUCAGAAUUUCAAAAUCUGAUGAUGAGCAUGGUUGAGACUGUUGAUGCGGCCACUAGGUCAACAGCUGAACCUGCCCCUCUCGGACGUAGUGACACGUUUUCCAGCAACCCCAUACCGCUUCUAACUCUAGCGCCUGUGGUCCUGCCAUUCGCUGCCUGCGUAAUCCUGGUCACAUGGGCUUAUGAAACAUAUCAGCGACUGCAAAAAGCUCACCAAAAGUUUAUGGCUUACAUCGUUGAUUUGACACAUGUUCUAGAGAUACUGUUCUUGCACACCGCCGAGGCGAAGGGAAAGAAGCUUACUCGCAGAGCGAUUAAGUUGGCUUUCAAAGCUUACUAUGAAUCGUCGUGGAUGAGGAACGUUCACACGGACAUUAGGCUUUUCGAAGGGCGAAUCGGUGCUCAGGACCCUAUUCUGGAGAGGAUCACAUUCUUAAUCUCUUCCGCUGACGCGGAGGCCAACGUGCGUGCGGCAAUAGAAGGACUCCCACCAUUUGACUCGGGGGUAGAUGAAGAGUGGGACGAUGGUCGGCAAGGUCGCUGAAGCCUGUGUUUCCACUCGGCGUUCCCCUUGAAGUUUUCAUGAUUUCUCCAGUUUUCACUGUUAUCUUGCACUCA